AUGAAAACUGGUUCCCCCACCUCAAAGUAUCAAGUCCACGCCACGCCACACUACGCCACGCCACACCACGCCACGCCACGCCACACUACGCCACACCACGCCACACUACGCCACGCCACACUAUGCCACGCCACACUACGCCACGCCACACCAUGCCACGCCACGCCACACUACGCCACACUACGCCAUGCCACACCACGCCACUCCACGCCACACCACACCACGCCACGCCACACCACGCCACACUACGCCACGCCACACCACGCCACGCCACGCCACACUACGCCACACCACGCCACACGCCACGCCACACUAUGCCACGCCACACUACGCCACGCCACACCAUGCCACGCCACGCCACACUACGCCACACUACGCCAUGCCACACCACGCCACUCCACGCCACGCCACACCACGCCACGCCACACCACGCCACACUACGCCACGCCACACUACGCCACGCCACACUACGCCACGCCACACCACGCCACACCACACUACGCCACACCACGCCACGCCACACCACGCCACACUACGCCACGCCACACCACGCCAUGCCACGCCACGCCACACCACGCCACACUACGCCACACCACACCACGCCACACUACGCCACGCCACGCCACGCCACACCACAUCACGCCACACUACGCCACACCACACCACGCCACACUACGCCACGCCACACCACGCCACACCACACUACGACACGCCACACAACGCCAUGCCACGCCACGCCACGCCACACUACGCCACACCACGCCACACUACGCCACGCCACACCACGCCACACUACGCCACGCCACACCACGCCAUGCCACACCACGCCACACUACGCCACGCCACACCACGCCACACUACGCCACGCCACACCACGCCACACCACGCCACAUUACGCCACGCCACACCACGCCACACCACACCACGCCACACCACGCCACACUACGCCACACCACACCACGCCACGCUACACCACGCCACACCACGCCACACCACGCCACAAUACGCCACGCCACACCACGCCACGCCACACCACACCACAUUAUGCCACGCCAUACCACGCCACACUACGCCACACCACGCCAAGCCACACCACGCCACAUUACGCCACGCCACACCACGCCACGCCACACCACGCCACGCCAUGCCACACUACGCCACGCCACGCCACGCCACGCCACACCACGCCACAUUACGCCACGCCACACCACGCCACGCCACACCACGCCACGCCACACUACGCCACACCACGCCACGCCACACCACGCCACGCCACACCACGCAACGCCACACCACGCCACACCACGCCACACUACGCCACGCCACACCACGCCACACUACGCCACACUACGCCACACCACACCACGCCACACUAUGCCACGCCACACCAUGCCACACUACGCCACACUACGCCACACCACGCCACGCCACACCACGCCACGCCACACCACGCCACACUACGCCACGCCACACCACGCCAUGCUAGCGCCUCUACUUCCUUAA
Messenger RNA from Amblyraja radiata (thorny skate), 1503 nucleotides. RefSeq names its product histidine-rich protein PFHRP-II-like. The transcript has a single exon. NCBI's taxonomy places the organism in Eukaryota, Metazoa, Chordata, Chondrichthyes, Rajiformes, Rajidae. The record is from RefSeq and is a predicted model, not a curated record. Bases 1 to 1503 code for a protein of 500 amino acids.